UCCUGGUAAAAUACAAGAGCUCAUCCUUCUCCUCCUCCCCCCCUGCGGUGCUUGGAGAGGAGAGUGUUGGAGAGACUGCUGGGUUGAGGUGAUCUGACACACCGAAGAGCACCGUAAAUGAGGAAGCAGAGCGAGAAGUGAGCCGGUGAGUGCGCGCUGACUUGAACGCCCUCUGAACGCUCUGAGGGAGGCGAGGAGGGGCGCAGAGGAAGAUAAAGCCAUAGAUCCGUCCCUGUUCUGUCAAGGAAGCUAGCCCAUCAUCCUCUCGCGCCGCAAAGAUGGGGAACCGGGGAAUGGAGGAUUUGAUUCCUCUGGUGAACCGCAUGCAGGAUGCUUUCGCGGCCAUUGGGCAAAACGCAAACCUGGACCUGCCGCAGAUCGCCGUGGUGGGAGGACAGAGCGCCGGGAAGAGCUCGGUGCUGGAGAACUUCGUCGGGAAGGAUUUUCUUCCCCGUGGCUCUGGCAUUGUGACCCGCCGUCCUCUGGUCCUGCAGCUGAUGAACUCGCCCACCGAAUACGCCGAGUUCCUCCACUGUAAGGGUAAAAAGUUUACAGAUUUUGAUGAGGUCCGGCAGGAGAUCGAGGCGGAGACGGAUCGCGCGACUGGAGCCAACAAGGGCAUCUCCCCUGUGCCCAUCAACCUGCGUGUUUACUCUCCGCACGUGCUAAACCUGACACUUGUGGACCUGCCGGGGAUGACCAAGGUGCCGGUGGGCGACCAGCCUGCCGACAUUGAGUUUCAGAUAAGAGACAUGUUAAUGCAGUUUGUCACCAAGGAGAACUGUCUGAUGCUGGCCGUCUCCCCGGCCAACUCUGACCUGGCCAACUCCGACGCUUUAAAGAUUGCCAAAGAGGUCGACCCUCAGGGUUUAAGGACCAUCGGUGUGAUCACCAAGCUGGACCUGAUGGAUGAGGGAACCGAUGCUAAAGACAUCCUGGAGAAUAAGCUGCUUCCACUCAGGAGAGGUUACAUUGGUGUGGUGAAUAGAAGCCAGAAGGACAUAGAUGGAAAGAAGGACAUUAAUGCUGCAAUGGCUGCCGAGAGGAAGUUCUUUCUCUCCCACCCGGCAUACAGACACCUGGCUGACCGCAUGGGAACUCCCUACCUCCAGAAAGUCCUCAAUCAGCAACUGACCAACCACAUCCGGGACACCCUGCCGAAUCUGCGGGCCAAGCUCCAGAGUCAGCUUCUGUCCAUCGAAAAGGAGGUGGAGGAGUACAAGAACUUCAGACCUGAUGAUCCGUCUCGCAAAACCAAGGCUCUCCUGCAGAUGGUGCAGCAGUUCUCGGUGGAUUUUGAAAAAUGCAUAGAGGGCUCCGGGGACCAGAUCGACACAGCCGAGCUGUCGGGCGGUGCCAGAAUCAAUCGCAUCUUCCAUGAACGCUUCCCCUUUGAACUGGUCAAGAUGGAGUUUGACGAGAAAGAACUCCGCAAGGAAAUCAGCUACGCUAUCAAGAACAUUCAUGGCAUCAGAACUGGCCUCUUCACCCCGGACAUGGCCUUUGAGACCAUUGUGAAAAGGCAGAUUGGGAAGAUUAAAGAGCCUUGCACCAAAUGUGUGGACAUGGUCAUUUCUGAGCUAGUCAAUACAGUUAGGCAGUGUACCAAGAAGCUGGCUCAGUACCCCAUGCUGAGAGAGGAGAUGGAGAGAAUUGUCACUCAGCACAUCAGAGACAGAGAAAGCCGUACUAAAGAACAGGUGUUGCUGUUGAUAGACAUUGAGCUGUCCUAUAUGAACACUAACCAUGAGGACUUCAUCGGAUUUGCCAAUGCCCAGCAGAGGAUCAACCAAUUGAGCAAGAAGAAAGCAGCCGGCAAUCAGGAUGAAAUCAUGCCGGAGAGAGGAGUUAACGAUCGGUUCAAGGUGAUCAGGAAGGGCUGGCUGACCAUUAAUAACAUCGGCAUCAUGAAGGGAGGCGCCAAGGAGUACUGGUUUGUCCUCACCGCCGAGAGUCUGUCCUGGUACAAGGAUGAUGAGGAGAAGGAGAAGAAGUACAUGCUGCAGGUCGACAACCUGAAGCUGCGCGAUGUGGAGAAAGGCUUCAUGUCCAGCAAACAUAUUUUUGCCCUCUUCAAUACCGAACAGAGAAAUGUGUAUAAGGACUACCGUCAGCUGGAGCUCGCAUGUGAGAGUCAGGAAGACGUUGAUGCGUGGAAAGCCUCCUUCCUCAGAGCCGGAGUUUAUCCUGAACGGGUCACGGAGAAGGAAGGAAAGAGUGAUGGGGGUGAUGAAAAUGGUUCUGACAACCUCAUGCACAGCAUGGACCCUCAGCUGGAGCGGCAAGUGGAAACGAUCCGCAACCUGGUCGACUCUUACAUGGCAAUCGUCAACAAGACCGUCCGUGACUUGAUGCCGAAGACCAUCAUGCAUCUCAUGAUCAACAAUACUAAAGAGUUCAUUAAUGCUGAGCUGUUGGCUCAGCUGUACUCAUGUGGUGACCAGAACAGCUUGAUGGAGGAGUCUCAGGAGCAGGCCCAGCACCGUGACGAGAUGCUGCGGAUGUACUACGCUCUGCGGGAGGCUCUCCAAAUUAUCGGCGACAUCAGCACAUCUACUGUAACCACGGCCAUGCCACCACCCGUGGACGAUUCGUGGCUGCAGGUGCAGCGUAGCGGAUCUGGAGGACGCUCUCCGGCCACCAGUCCAACUCCAAACCGCAGGGCUCCACCAGGACCCCCGGCCCGUCCAGGCUCUCGUGGUCCUCCACCUGGGCCUCCUCCUGCGGGGGGUCCCCCUGUCCCUUCUCGCCCCGGAGCUUCUCCUGACCCAUACAGUGGGCCACCACCCACCGUGCCCUCCAGGCCUAACCGCGCACCCCCAAGUGUGCCUAGUCGGAGACCCCCGCCAUCUCCAACCCACUAGACUCCCCGGCUCCUCCGUCCUUCCCCUCCUCCUCCGUUUAAUCCUCCUCUGGAUGAGAGGCCACAGACAACAGCGCCACCCUCCUGUCGUUUUCUGCUUCGUCUGACCUGCGCUGGUUCCCAGCUCCUGCUUCUCCCUCGCUUCCUCUUCUUUCCCUCCUCCUCACCUCCACCUCUCUCCCUCAUACAGUGAUGCAGAAUACUUGAAACACACUUGCAUGACUUACAAACAUGCUGCACCCUGAGAACUCAAACUAUGUAAAGACUGAUGAAGCAAAUCAGUUAGCGUGUGCACACACGCAGUAUACAGUCUAGUAAACACAUGCAAACACUUAAACACGGAAACAUUUUUCCUGCUUUUAAACUAAAAGGGUAGACAUUUAGCAUGAAGCUAUGCCUGAGUAUUUCUAAUAAGUAUUCUCUCUUAUUAUUCUCUCAUUCAUCAAUUGUUCUUUUAUUUCAUGUGUAUUUAUUUUCUUCCUUUUUUAAGGAAUCCUUCACACGAAAAAAAUGAAAUUUUAGGGAUAAAGCAGAAAUUUACAAUUUUGUGCGAGCAGAUUUUCACAAGAGUUUCAGAUAAAAUGGCACAAAUUCUUCAGUUCACUUAAACAUCCACUAAUACCAAGAACAUGCGACAUACUUCAUGGUAAUUUGAUGGAUGCUUUGACUCUGUAAAUACUGGUGUUGUGCAGAAGGUAAAUGCUUUAGUUCCUCUGCAGCAUUUCAGCCUCAGAGUUAAAGUAAGAGGCAGAAAAUGUUUCAAUCAACAGAAGUGACGAUGGAUAAAGUAUUUCAUAAGGGAGGUGAUGCAAGCUGGACUUUUUUGAAACUCUGGUGUCUUCUCACUGCACCAUUCAGGUUUUGAGUUAAUGUGUUAUGGCAGUUUUCCAUAUUCGUGUGUGAAGACGACUGACUUUAAUCAAGUCCGCUUGUGAGCUAAACUAUAAAGAACAAACCGUGAAAAAGGAGGUCUGUCUCACACCUUGCAAAUCAUGGUUUUCAUUACCAUUGGCAUUGUUGUAAAAGUUGACCUGUUUCUCACACGGCUGUAAAAUAUUAUUGCUAACUAAACAGCCACUAGUUGUUAAUGUUUGGCCUCAUUGUGGGUAAUCUGUUGUCUGUAAACCAUCAUGCAUAGUUUAAAAGAAGAGCUGGAUUUCAUUUCCUUGAUGAUUUUUAAUAUUCAUCUGGUUGUCAUUCAAAAAUGUAAUCUUACCAGAUGAUAUCUCAUGGCCACAUCUUAAUGACAUAAUUCCUAUGCCAGAAUAACCCAUGGCUACACAUUACUAACUGGUGGCAAAGCAAUAAUAUCCCCCUCACCCUGGAGGUGAACAUCGUCAUUUCUCUGGUGCCUCCUCGCCGUUACGAUUUUAGGCUUUCUCUUGUUGUCUUUAAUCUCUUCAUCCUGCCAAAUAAGAUCGUCUUUUUAUUUUCUCUCUUCUUUCCUUUCACCGAAACAGCCGGUCAAACAAGGGCGGGCCCUCUCGUCCCGAGAGCCCCCUGCCACCAUUCGACUCUUUGAAGGAAACAUUCUCGCUGUUACCUCUUCUCCUUCUUACGCUCAUCUCGCAUUUAUCCAUCCACCCAUCACUCACUCACUCACAUGAGGAGAGGAAGGCUUGAAUGAAUAACAGAAGUAAAGGAUCACCUGCAAAUUCUUCACCCUCAGAUAGACGCCGCUGCUUUUCGUCCAUUUUUCCUCCUCCUCCUCCUUAUUUCAGCCUUGCAGGACAGGAGGAACUGCCCGUUGUAGCCUCAGGAAAGCCUCAGUGUCACUGUUAAAUCCACCUGCGAUUUAAAACUGCUGUUGUCUGUGCUUCCACACGACCUAUGCAACAACUGACGUAAAAGGAAAAAAAAAAAGCUGCCUCUCCUGUGUCUUUCUCGCUCUCUGCUUCACACAAAUGUUGUUACUGCAUUAUCUUUAAGCAAAUGUGCAGCUUCAGACAACUGCAGGACACGCAAGACUCCGGCCUGAGAGGAAGGGAGUCUUUGGCUUGGGUUGAAGCUCUGUGACUGUUUACUUUACAUAUCCUUUUUAUUCAGACAGGGAAAACAGGAAUAUUUGCCGUGUGAAAACAUUCAGAAUUUUAAGUCAGUUGAUGAUUUGCCAUUUCUUCUCUUUUCCCCCCUUUUUCCCUUUUUUUUUGUUUUGUUUUGUCUUUUUUCCAGUGGUCACGGGGGUGAGUGAGAACACUCAAAAACAGCCACAGUCUAUGCAUAAAACUGGCAUUAAAUGAAAAAGCUCCUCUUAACCCUGUCAUUUUACACGUGUGAGAACCUGUGACCUGUGCAAACCCACCACCUUUUCUACCACUGACCUCCACUGACAGCGUGAUGUGUUGUAUUUUUGAACCCAAGCAAAAAACAACCCACCAGCCACAAACAAUAAUCUACUAUUCAUCCCUUGUGCAUCUGGUACUCCACGACUGCAAAGUAAACACAACUAAGCACAUUCUUCUUAUUAUUUAAUGGUAAAUAGUUUAUUAUGGACAUAUCUUAUUGUGUUAUUCUGUAUAUGUGUGAUGCAUCUUAUUGAACUUUCACUAUCUAGGGAAUUUAGUGUAUGAAACCGCUGAAUAUUUAAAUUAUGACAAAAUGAGUAUAUGUAUAAGGAAGUAAUGUUUUAAAAACUACAAAAAAUAUAUAAUACAAUGAUGUAUAUGGGCAACUGCAGGCUGUUUGAUACUUUGGCUUGCAGCAGAGGGUGUUUGCUUUUCUUGUCCUUCUGUGUGUAGAAUAGCAGCGAGGGGGCGGGCUGAAUGUGUCAAAGUCCUGCAGCGACCAGGUCCUGCGUCUUGUUUAGACUGAUGUGGAUGGAAUGGUGACUUUAACCUGCAGGACUGCUGUGCUCUGUCAAGACAUUAAAAACUUCAGUGUGUAAUCAGGGAAGUAUGUCUUUGUGUCCUUUUUUUUAAAUGCUGGUACAUACUGGUGGUAACACAACUAUACGGGAACUCCAUAGCAGCUAAUAAUGAAAGCACCAGACGAAUGUGGACACAAAGUAAAAUAAGACCAAAAUCCUUUUAGGCAUAUUCAAAAACUUGGCUGGAUUAUUCCAACCCCUUACUCAACCCCAUCAUUUACAUAUACAUCUUCAAAGGCUUUUUCAGACCUUUAAAAAAAGUAACCAAGUGUCACUUCUGCAGACUGGUCCAAAGGUCUUUCUUUUUUUCCCUCUUUUCUAUCUUUUGGUACUUGGCACAAAAACACAUAGUUCAUUUCAAUUUCUUUAGGUUAAUCUACAAAAAAUUCCAAAGAUAACACAGUUCAAUAGGCAUAAAAUAAUAUCUUUAGAUGUGUUAGCUGAAAACUUGGCAUAUUUCAUCUGAGGAAAUAGGACAAAUGAAACAAAAAGUGUUGCAAGUUUGCAAACUACGUACAGAAGAUGAACAGUAUUUGAAAAUCAUGUCCUUAAGAAACCAGAAAACAAAUCUAGCAAAGACCUGAGAGAUGCCUAUGGCCCUUCAAUUAAACCAAUUUCUGUUCACUAAAGCCUCAACAGAAAUGGUCUCAGUGGAAAGGUGGCUGUCUAGAAGCCAUCCUUCAGGAAGAGAGGCAGGGAGAGAAAGCUGAGGUAUUCCAAAUUACACAAGAAAUGGACUGAAAAUCAGGGUUAACAGGUCUGAUGGAGUCAUGAAUCUAAAUAUGACAUUUUUGGUUCAAAUCAUCAAUACAUAUGGAAAAAGGUACAACAGUGGGUGUCUGUGGUCAUCUGUAAAACACGGUGGAAGCUCUGUAAUGAUUUGGGGCUGCAUUUCAGCCAGCUGGGUUGUGAAUCUAGUCUAAAAGUAUAAAAUUAACAAGGAAAAGUGUUGUCAGAUUUUGCACCAGCAUGCAGUGCCAUCUGAAAAGCAUCUGAUUAGCAAAGGCUUCAUUUUUCAGCAUGACAAAGAUUCCAGACACACUGUAAAUAAAAUAAAAACACACACACACAAACCAAUUGUCACAUAUGGGCUUUAACAAAUAGGUUGCAGGUUAAGUGGAAAAGUUCCUACUUCAAGUGAUGCUUCAUAAAAUACAAGUCCAUUUUAAAAGGGGCGUGAAGGUUGCAUACAGAGGGAUGCUGAAGAUGUGGUCAAACCAGAGGCAUAUGGAGGAUGCAAACUCUGGAGACUGAGGGGCAAUGGCCUGAUCAAAGCCUGCUGUGACACAGGAACAUAGAGGUAUGUGUGAAGGGCCCGUCAUGCUCUUCUGUCAUCACUCCCUACAGCCCAAUGUUCCUCCCAUCAUGGGUCAUGGGCUGCAUGGGCUUGUCUUUACCUUCUUGUCUAGCACAGUACUUAAAGACAUUCUACUCCUUAAAUUAAGGUUCAGUUCCUUUGUGUGUAUCUCAUACUCAUCUUCACUCUCAAGGAUUUUCCUUAUUCAUCUAAAAGAAAAGGAGGCUCUGGGGUACCAGUAACCGUGGAAACAAAUGAAAAGCCCACCAUUCAGCCUCCUUACAGCCUUGUUUUAGGUUUAAGAAGUUUAUUUAGUUGAACAGAGAAAUUUCUUGUUUUGCUAUUUUGAUGCCUGCAACCUGUCUGGAACCCCUUCUUUUGGACCAAAUGGGACUUUUAACUUUGUAACCUGCCUACCCACUCCUCCAGCCUUGCAGUUAAAUUGGUACAAAACUAUAAACCUUUUUUUAUUAAACUGUCUUUCACUUCUGAGACUGCAUUUGGGUCUUUUUGCCCAUUUGAAAUAAUCACAUUCUUUUGAUCAGUUUUGUAAGGAGUAAAUAUUUAAACAAGACAUUCUUCAGGCGAAAUAAAGACACUCAAGACAGUUUAGAUGGUAACAACGUGCGCACGCUGGGUGAGCGCUGCUGUCUCAGGCUCACCACCAGCGUAUGUGGCAGUUCUUUAUUUAUAGCGUUUCAGAGUAUGUGUGUGUGUGUGUGAAGUUUAUGAUCUCAGAGUGUGUGUGUGUGAUUCUGAAGAAUGGGCCCCUCUUUGUAUUUGGGAGUGUAUAGAUAAGAACGUCCUGCUCUCCCCUUCCUGGGAGUGAAACGGCUCGUAGAGAACCAGGUGCAGAGGAAAUAUACUGGGUGAAUCAUAUCUGAGAACACUAUGCUUUUGUCUUUCAUUUAAGCUUCACUUCAGCGAAACAGUAAAACCAUAAAAUACGAUUAAAUGGAAAGAAUAAAUGGGUAAACAACUAUUAACACUAAAAUUAAAGAUAAACUUUCAAUAACGUACAAAUGGCAGUGGGAAUAAUACUUGAAACAUUUGAAAAUCUCUUAACAUAUCCCUCCUGUUGUUAAUUUGUUUUUACACAUUUUAACCUUUAUCAGCAUACAGUCUCUGGACAGUGCAUUUUUAACUGUUGCUUCAUUAUUAACAGGAGUGUCUUUUUCUUUUAGUUACAGGUUGUUUCUUCAUCUUCAUCGUCGGUGUUUGAGUCAGUGUCGGCGUGUUCCAGCAGUGUCAUAAUUUCUUUUUGGCCGACAGGGUCCGGUGUAAUAGCUGUGGCUAUCAGUCUGUUGAUCAUGGAUCUUAUGCAGGGAAUACAACAACAACCACAUAGGGUCAAUAUGGCUGCAAAAACCGCUAUUGACACUAGGAUUGAUGACACUAGGCUGCGGUACUUUCCAAACAUGUCCAUCCAGCUGUCCCACAUGGAAGUGUCCACUCCAGAAUGUUCUUUCAUUCUCUCAUUCAGGGUCUUCAGUCUUUCCAGGGCCAGAGUCAGACUGCCGUCAGCUGCAGUGUUGUUAGGUAUGAAGGUGCAGCAUUGUUCUCCACUUCUUUGUUUCUCGUUGCGCUGCGCGUUCUUCUGGGCAUAGGCUGCAGCUUAAAAAUGGUUCCCCUUUCAGGACACGUCACAUUUGGAGCCUGCCGGUAAACCGGGCAGUGUGGGUCACAUGGGCUGCUGGUGCAGGCCGUGUUCAUGCCUACCAGGGCCAGUGAUAAGAAUACUGUGAACACGAGCAUGGAACACAUCGUUGUGACAGUGGUCAGUUGGCAUCCUCUUGUCCAGCAUCGACGUCGUCUGUGCGGUUUCUCACCCUCAGGGGCAUCCUGGUUUGCAUUUAGUAUUUCCAUCUCCAUCAGGUCUCCCUCUGUGAGCGUUUCUCCUCUUCUCGACCGUGGACACACCCUUGGCCUCCAAUGAGUAGACACCCAGCAAGAGGAGCGAGUGUCUCAGUGUUGCCACUGAUAGCCCUUCUCCCCACCGAGUGAACACCAGAGGUUAGAGCGGUCUGCAGUCUAGACUUUACUGCUCACUUUUCUAUUCGGGAGAUUGUGGUUCUUGGAUUGGUUCAACCCUUUUUCAACCUGCAAGAAACUGGAAGAGAAUCACUCGGCAGUUGAUUGUUCAAAACUAUUUCUCUGUUUUCCAGCAACUCUGUCAUCCACUCUGCUAGAGUUGUUUCUCUUAUUGACUUGUUUGAAAUUUAAUGUAUAGAAGUGUCUUUAACUAGUGUUUUUAACUAAUUAGACUCCCUCCUGUUGACACAUGAACAACUUCAUGUGUCACAAGAGCUACUGUUUUUGUAUAAAGACUUGGUUGUAACGGUUUCCCAUCACAUAUGAUCAGAUCAUCCUGUAGAAUUGCUCCGCACCUCAACCAUUUCUUUCGCUCUAGUAAUGGCACAAAUGUGUGGUUCAUUUCUCAAGAUAUCCAGUGGAAUUUGCAUAGAGGUGUUGUCACCAUAAGUGCGUCUACUGUUUGUACUGCUACUGAUUUUGCUGCUUGGUCUGCAAAAUUGUCGCCCUCUGUCAUGCCAUAUUUUCAAAAUGGCGUACUGCAGAUCAAAUUCAUCAUUGAUAAGUCAAACCAACGAAAAAACAAAACUAGAAGUCAAAAAAUAAAAAAUA
Messenger RNA from Oreochromis aureus, 9669 nucleotides. It is a transcript of the gene dnm1a, whose product is annotated as dynamin 1a. NCBI's taxonomy places the organism in Eukaryota, Metazoa, Chordata, Actinopteri, Cichliformes, Cichlidae. The record is from RefSeq and is a predicted model, not a curated record. Gene Ontology annotation, cellular component: membrane; microtubule; cytoplasm. The coding region runs from base 279 to 2864 and encodes 861 amino acids. Gene Ontology annotation, molecular function: microtubule binding; GTP binding; GTPase activity. The transcript has 23 exons.